Molecule: messenger RNA, 1037 nt
Organism: Prunus dulcis (almond)
Lineage: Eukaryota; Viridiplantae; Streptophyta; Magnoliopsida; Rosales; Rosaceae
Product: 60S ribosomal protein L10
Exons: 4
Coding region: 98-766 (222 amino acids)
Biological process (GO): translation; ribosomal large subunit assembly
Cellular component (GO): ribosome; cytosolic large ribosomal subunit
Molecular function (GO): structural constituent of ribosome
Source: RefSeq, a predicted model, not a curated record
UGUAUGGAGCUCCGAGUAUAAAAAGCCCGCAAUAGGGUUUCAGGCGUGGGUUUCUUCCCGGAAGCGCAAACAGGAGGAGGAGAAUCAGGAGCUUGCCAUGGGGAGGAGGCCUGCAAGGUGUUAUAGGCAGAUUAAGAACAAGCCAUACCCGAAGUCACGUUUCUGUCGCGGUGUGCCUGAUCCUAAGAUCAGAAUUUAUGAUGUUGGAAUGAAGAAGAAAGGUGUUGAUGAGUUUCCCUUCUGCGUCCAUCUUGUGAGUUGGGAAAAAGAGAAUGUUUCAAGUGAGGCACUUGAGGCAGCUAGGAUUGCUUGCAACAAAUACAUGACCAAAUUUGCUGGGAAGGAUACGUUCCAUUUGAGGGUGCGGGUGCAUCCAUUCCAUGUUCUACGCAUUAACAAGAUGCUUUCAUGUGCUGGGGCUGAUAGGCUCCAAACUGGAAUGAGGGGUGCGUUUGGCAAGCCACUAGGAACAUGUGCACGAGUUGCGAUUGGGCAGGUCCUCCUUUCUGUUCGCUGCAAGGAUAGCAACAGCCAUCAUGCACAGGAGGCCCUCCGCCGUGCAAAGUUCAAGUUUCCUGGUCGCCAAAAGAUUAUUGUUAGCAGGAAGUGGGGAUUCACCAAGUUCAGCCGUGCUGAUUAUGUAAAGUACAAGAAGGAGAACAGAAUCCAGCCCGAUGGUGUUAAUGCUAAGCUUUUUGGAUGUCAUGGUCCUUUGGCUAACCGGAAACCUGGAAAAGCUUUCCUGUCUGCACCUUUAUCGGCUUGAAAAAUGAUGCUGCUUUUGUCAUAGUAUUUAUGUAGAACUCAUGUGGACUCUCUAUUUUCAGAUCAAACUUAUACUGGGGUGACGGGUCGGUUAUUAUGAGUUGUGAAUGCGGGUCUGCAGUAUUAUUUCUUUGGAUGGUUGGUUUGGUUGUGCAGUUUUUCUGAGGCACUUUGCUAUAAAGAUGUUGCUAAUAAGCUCUUCACUGCCCGUCGUCGUCUUCUAACUUUUAUCCAUUCAAAUAGAAAAUCUUCUUUGCUCUGUUCCUCUUGAA